AUGAAAAUCAUCAAUAAAGUACAAAAGGCAAUGGAAGAAAAUAGACCAUACUGGUCAUUCGAAUAUUUUCCUCCAAAAACUCAACAGGGAGUACAAAAUCUUUAUGAUCGUAUGGAAAGAAUGUAUUAUUUAGGUCCUGAAUUUAUUGAUGUCACAUGGAAUGCUGGAGGUACUUCUUCCCAACUCACUUCUGAAAUUGUGGCAACCGCACAAUCAGUUUAUGGCUUGGAAACAAUGAUGCAUCUUACUUGUACAAAUAUGCCUAAAGAAAAGAUAGAUAUAGCUCUUAAGCAAGCUAAAGAGUGUGGAUGUCAAAAUAUUCUUGCUUUGCGUGGCGACCCACCUCAUGGUCAAGAACGUUGGGAAGCAGUAGAGGGUGGUUUUACAUAUGCAAUUGACUUGGUUCGUUACAUCCGUGAACAAUACAAUGAUUAUUUUGGAAUUGGUGUAGCUGGAUAUUGUGAGGGCCAUGUUGACAAUCCUGAUAAAGAUGAUGAUUUACGUCAACUCAAAAAGAAAGUGGAUGCUGGUGCAGAUUUUAUCGUCACACAAUUAUUUUAUGAUGUAGAUGUAUUUUUAGAAUGGGUUGAAAAAUGUCGUGCUAUUGGUAUCAAAUGUCCCAUAAUUCCCGGUCUUUUGCCAAUACAGAAUUAUUCGGGAUUUAAUAGAAUCAUAACACUUUGUAAAACCUUUGUUCCUCAGAAUGUACUUGAUGAUUUGGAACCUAUCAAACAUGAUGAUGAUGCUGUCAAAAAAUAUGGAAUUGAACUGACCAUUCGAAUGGUUAAGAAGAUGUAUGCUGCUGGUAUUAAAGGAUACCAUUUUUACACAAUGAAUUUGGAAAGAUCCACACGUUUGAUUUUGGAAGCUCUUGAAUUUAUUGCUAUAGAAAAAGCCAAACCAUUACCAUGGUCUAUGUCUUUUUCAGCAAAACGUAAGAAUGAAAGUGUUCGUCCAAUAUUCUGGGGAAAUCGUUCAAAAAGUUAUAUUGCACGUACUGAAGCAUGGGAUGAAUAUCCAAAUGGUAGAUGGGGUGAUUCAAGAUCACCAGCUUUCGGAGAAAUCGAUGGCUAUGGUAUAUCACUCAAACAUUCCGAUAAAGAAGCACUUAAAUUAUGGGGACAUCCACAAACAUUGGAUGACAUUUAUAACUUAUUUGUUCAAUAUUGUAAUGGUAAAAUCAGUUCACUGCCAUGGUCUGAUCAAUCACUUGCACAAGAAACUGAUAUAAUAAAGGAUCGUCUAGCCAAGAUUAAUUCUAUGGGGUAUUUAUCCAUUAAUUCUCAGCCUGCUGUUAAUGGUGUCAGAAGUGAUAAUAAAGUAUUUGGUUGGGGCCCAAAGAAUGGUUAUGUAUAUCAAAAGGCAUAUUUGGAAAUUUUUGUUUCUCCUCUAAAACUUGAUUCUCUUAUUCUUAAAAUUGAAAAAGAUCCAAAUAUUACAUAUCAUGCAGUUAACAAACAGGGUGAUUUGAAAACUAAUACACAAAGUGAUGGACCUAAUGCUGUCACUUGGGGUGUAUUCCCUGGAAAAGAAAUCAUUCAGCCAACAGUUGUAGAGUAUAUGAGCUUUAUGGCUUGGAAGGAUGAAGCUUUUGAACUUUGGAGUGAAUGGGCAAAAAUAUAUGACAAGGAUACUAUUUCUUCUCAAUUGAUUACAGAAAUAAUGGAAAAUUGGUACCUGAUUAAUAUUGUACAUAAUGACUUUCAUGAUAAUGAUGGAAAUGAAGAACAAUGGUUAGAAUUAUACAGUAAUCUUUUGGCCGAUAAGCCUCAAAAAAUAGAAUUCAAAUCAACUGAAUCAAAAUCACCAGAUGAGGAUAUAACAUCUGAAGAAUAA
This is a messenger RNA of Entrophospora candida, 1836 nucleotides long. Lineage: Eukaryota; Fungi; Glomeromycota; Glomeromycetes; Entrophosporales; Entrophosporaceae. The record is from the annotation of a GenBank genome assembly.